Molecule: messenger RNA, 1315 nt
Organism: Nymphaea colorata (pocket water lily)
Lineage: Eukaryota; Viridiplantae; Streptophyta; Magnoliopsida; Nymphaeales; Nymphaeaceae
Exons: 3
Coding region: 182-991 (269 amino acids)
Biological process (GO): negative regulation of ubiquitin protein ligase activity; regulation of nuclear division
Cellular component (GO): nucleus
Source: RefSeq, a predicted model, not a curated record
GAGAGAGAGAGAGAGAGAGAGAGACAGAGAGAGAGAGAGAACUCUCUCCCGAAGGAAGAGAAAGGGGAUGGUUAGAAGGAAGAAGAACAGGUAAAAAGAGAGAGCGAGAGCGAGAGAGAGGGCUAUUCCAGAAGGAAGAGGAGGGGUUUGGUUAGAAGGAAGAAGAACAGUAGGUGGAGACAUGCCGGAGAUGGAAGACCAGCCAGUGGCGGCCAGUGGUGGUGGCGCUGCUACCCCUGACGACCGUGGCGGGUUUCAGAACGCGGACGAUGACAAGGAAAACCUGCCGCCGUGGAGGAGAGGGCGGUCGGGUCGCCCGAAGAGUGGGUCAGGUGGAAGGAAGAGGAGGAGGAGCAUCCUGCCAGCUUGGUAUCCGCGCACCCCUCUUCGAGAUAUCACCGCCAUCGUGAGGGCAAUUGAAAUGAGGAGAGCUCGCAUGAGAGAGCUCGAGGGGAUAAUACGGGAGCAGAACGAAGAAGUUGCAUCUCCAGUUUUCUCCGUUGCACCUGCGUCUCCUAUUUCUGAACGUGCGGUUACAACUACUCUAUCUAGUGAGGAUCCCAAGCCUGCCGACGUUCUGCUCACUCCUCAAGCAAGCAAGGUUAGCGUUGAAGAUAUCAACAACGUUCCGCAAACCGACUCGUUGACAGUGGUCAAUUGCUCCAAGGAGCCGGAAGCAGCUUCUGUGAAGGAGAUCUCGACAAGUCUGGAGGUAACUGGCAGGAGGAUCUUCCUCGGCCUCGAAACGCCUGAUGUUGUCCCUGACAAAGUAACUAGCACUUUGUACACUCCUGAUUCAGUCCUCGCAAUUCAGAAUUCAGAGUGCUCAGUCACGACUAGUGACGGGACUCCGGUGGAAGAGGUAGUUGUGGAGAAAUGGUGGUUGAAAAAGAGAGUUGCUGAAACAACCAGUGGAAGAACUGGUUUUGGGUUGGAGGGGAAGAAGAAUUCCUUGCUGCAGCAUCGAAGCAAGGUUUCUCUGAUGCGGUGACUAAGUGAAGCAAGUUAGCCGAUCAAUCCAUUUGCUGAAUGGAUCUGAAUGACUGGUAAUGACUACCCUUUCUAAUCGCUAGCGAGCUUGCUGAAGGCUCACCUUGCCUCAUUCAUUUUAGUUUCUGCAUAAACUUUUGAAGUUAGUCCCACUAACAUUUUGUACAUGUUAGUUUUGGAUUCUAUGGAUGUAGGUUCUUGGCACUCUUGUAAAUACGAAUAACCUGUUUGAACUUGGAACUGAUCAUUUGUCAUUACUUCGUUCACCAUGCUUUAUGUUCUUGGAGUGCCAAUGUCAAUAGAUGUCAAAAUGGAUGGUUGCUUA